Cornus florida is the source of this 1047-nucleotide messenger RNA. Its product is annotated as vegetative cell wall protein gp1-like. NCBI's taxonomy places the organism in Eukaryota, Viridiplantae, Streptophyta, Magnoliopsida, Cornales, Cornaceae. The transcript has a single exon. Bases 1 to 1047 code for a protein of 348 amino acids. The record is from RefSeq and is a predicted model, not a curated record.
AUGGCAAGUCAGCAACCACCAGCUCGUCCAUGGAUCCGGUUUUCUUCUACAAAUCGCCCUUCAGCCCCAGCCCCAGCCCCAGCACCCGCACCAGCACCAACCAUUUUGGCGCCUCAGGCUCAACCACCUGCUCGCCAGCCAAGGCCACCAUUUGUCCGACCCACAUUUAGGCCCCCAGUAGCCCAACCUCCAGCACCACCUGUUGCUGCACCACCUCCUGCCACCACUUAUGUGUCGUCGUCAUCUCCAUCCAUCAAAGUUUCCCCUUCAUCUUCUCUGCCAACUUCUCCAGCACCAAAACCAUCACCAAAAUCCACAGUUCCUCAAGUUGAAUCCUCUUCUUCACUGUUACCAUCUCCUAAAAAACAACUACUUUCAGCUUCUUCAUCUUCAUUGCCCACUUCUCCAGCCCCCAAAGUAGUGUCACCACCAGCACCACCUUCUUAUAUCUCUGCCACCACCGCCUCCACCACCACUAUCAAUGCUCGUGCCGCCACCCCAGCAUCCUCCCCAAAAUCUCUGUCCCCCAAGAUGGAGCCCAUUUCUACUCCACCGUCUCCUCUAUUUCUUCCUCCUGCCCAAAUAAAGUUUGUUGGCAAGCCCGAAACCAAGAUUCCAGCAGAAGCGGAGAAAAAAACUAUACUGGUACAAGAAACCUUCUACACCUCCAAUGGUAACUUUCAAAAGCAUGCCAGCACGUAUUCGGAUUCCGAAGAUUUUGGGGUGAGAGUUAUAACAAUUGCAGGUGAAAAUAGAGGUGCUAUUAUGGAAUUGAGCCCUUCCCUCCGCAACAAUCGCAAUCCCACAGCUCUGGACAACAACGGUGGGAAAUUGGAAAGAGAGAGUAAUGAAGAAGGGAGGUCAAAGAUGAAGGACGAAACUCACAAAAUGGUAAGGCCAUUGAAGACUACAUUCAUUAACAGCAACGUGCAGGGUGCGAGCAGCUCGAUUCUCUUGGAUUGUUCUUUCACUCAACACGGUCCUGGUGUCCACCUCUCUCUCUCUGGUAAGGCCAACGGUGGCCGUGGAGCUCAGCUCAAGGACUAA